AUGGAUGAAGCCAAGGAGAACUUGGAUUCUGAAGAAAUCCUGGCCUACUUCCCUAAGGGAGCCACACUGAUCCUGGGCAAUUUCAAUAUCAGGGUCGCAGUCACCAGAAGGUCCCUCCUGCUGCUUUACGUCUUCUUUCUGUGGACCCCGCUUUCGAAUUUGACCCAGUGGUUUCCCAAAAGCCUUCCGUGCGAUGUGAUGCAGAACGGCUCCGAGGUCCUGGUGGACUGUAGCGAGAGGCAGCUGGACCACGUCCCGACCGGCUUCCCCUCCAACUCCACCAACAUCACGCUGACUAUCAACCGCAUCUCAGAGGUGUCCCCCUUCUCCUUCUCUGGGCUGCACCGCCUGACGGAGGUCGACCUCAGGUGUAACUGCGUGCCUGUCAGGCUUGGACCCAAGGACCGAGUGUGCACCAAGCCCCCGAAGGUAAUGACAGGCGCGUUCUCCUCGUUGCCAGCACUGAGGUCGUUGUACCUGGAUGGUAACCAACUGGCUGGAAUACCGCAAGGGCUGCCCCUUGCCCUCACCUUACUCAGCCUGGAGGCCAACAGCAUCUUCUCCCUGGGCAAGGCGAACCUUUCGGAGCUGGCCAACCUCGAGAGCAUCUACCUUGGCCAGAACUGCUACUACCGCAACCCUUGUAACACUACCUACCGGAUUGAACCGGACACUUUCUACAAUCUGAAACGCCUCGCCGUCCUGUCGCUCAAGGACAACAAUCUGACCCACGUCCCCCGACGACUGCCCCAGAGCUUACGGCAGCUUUUGCUGUACAACAACAUGAUCCGGCAGAUCGACGAGCAGGAUUUCGCCGACUUGGUCGAAUUGGAAAUCCUGGACUUGAGUGGGAACUGCCCCCGUUGUUACAACGCCCCGUUCCCUUGCCAGCCCUGCCCUUCCCCGGGACAUAUAGAAAUCCCUGCCAAUGCUUUCGAUACACUGCAAAAGCUUAGGAUCCUGAGGCUCCACAGUAACUCGCUGACCUCCGUGAACAGAUCUUGGUUCAAAUACACCACUAACCUGAAAAUGUUGGACCUCUCUCAGAAUUUCCUGGUGAAGGAAAUAUCCACGGCCUCAUUCUUGAGUUACCUCAGCAACCUGGAGGAGAUAGACCUGUCCUUCAACUACCAACUGAAGGUGUACCCCAAGUAUCUAAACUUGUCCUUCACCUUCUCACACCUUCAGUCCCUGCAGAGCCUGAAGCUCCGCGGCUACGUGUUCAGGGAUCUGAAGAGCGAGAACCUCAAGCCCCUGCAGGGACUCGACAAACUCAAGCUCUUGGAUCUAGGCACCAACUUCAUCAAGGUAGCCGACCUCCAGCUCUUCAGCCAGCUCCGCACCUUGCAGGUCAUCAACCUCUCGGAGAAUAAGAUCUCGCCCUCCUCCACCAAGUCGGAGGGCGGCUCUUGCGGGCCGAACGGCCGCUCGCAGCAGGACCUUGGACUGUUUUACGGAUCUCCGGACCAGCUGCGUUACUUUCGCUACGACGAGUACGGCCGGAGUUGCAAGUCCAAGAACAGAGAGUAUUACCACCUGUCGCCGGUCACCCAAAGCGAAUGCAACCGCCACCUUUCCACCUUGGACUUGAGUAGGAACAACAUCUUCUACAUCAGCCCGACGCAGUUCGAGAACCUGUCUUUUGUUCGAUGCCUGAACCUUUCGGGCAAUGCUGUCAGCCAAGCACUCAACGGUUCCGAGUUCCGCUCCCUCCCUCACCUGCGGUACCUGGACCUCUCCAACAACCGCAUCGACCUCCUCUACGAGUCCGCCUUCCAGGAGCUGCGGGAACUGCAAGUGUUGGAUCUCAGCAACAACAACCACUACUUCCAAAUGGAAGGCUUGACCCACAGUUUGAACUUCAUCCACAGCCUGGGGAAUCUCUCCAAACUCAUCAUGAACGAGAAUGACAUCUACUCGUCGGCCGACGCUCAGCUGAACAGCAAAUCUCUGAGUGUGCUGGAGUUCCGAUCCAACCAGUUGGACUACAUGUGGAGCGACGGUAAUAACAUGUACAUUGGGUUCUUUGAGAACCUCUCCAAUCUGAGCCGCCUCGAUCUCUCGGGCAACAGACUGAAAUUCAUCCCUCCUGGAGUCUUCAGUCGCCUGCCCCCCGUCCUGAAGGAGCUGGUGUUGAGUGAUAACGAGCUCCGGAGCUUCAACUGGGGUAGGCUUUACCUGCUGAGCCGGUUGGAGGUCCUGGACCUCGGGAACAACCUGCUGAGCACCGUGCCCCGUGUGCUGUCCAACUGCACCCGGACCCUGCGAGUCUUCAACCUCACCCGCAAUCAGAUCUCCAAGCUGACCAAGGACUUCCUCCAGGGCGCCACUUCCCUGCAGUACCUGGACCUGAGCUACAAUAAACUGAGGACCUUCCAGGCGUCCAGUUUCCCGGACAGCGCGGUCAGACACCUCCGGGAGCUGCGGCUGGACGGUAACCAGUUCCUCUGUACCUGCGACGCCGCAUGGUUUGUCUGGUGGAUCAACCGCACCACGGUCUACAUCCCCCGCCUGGCCACCGACGUCACCUGCGCCUCGCCUAAAGCCCAUCGCAGCCACAGCGUGGUAACAGUCGACUUGCACUCCUGCGAGUUGGACUACCUUAGCAUUUCCCUCUACUCUUUCUCCGCCGUGACCACCCUCUUGCUGCUUGUGACCUCCAUCGCCGGCCACCUGUUCGGCUGGGACGUUUGGUACAGCUACCACUUCUGCUUGGCCAAGUUCAAAGGCUACCGCCCCAUUCCCAAUGACAAGACAGUCUACGGGGCGUUCGUUGCUUAUGACACCCAUGACAAGGCGGUGGCGGACUGGAUCCUCAAUGAGUUGAUACCCAAUUUGGAAGAUCGGGGGCAACGGCGAUUCACUCUCUGCUUGGAGGAACGGGACUGGGUGCCGGGUAAACCUGUCAUGGACAAUCUGUCCCUGAGCAUCCACCAGAGCAAGAAGACCAUUUUUGUCCUCACCGACUGCUACGUGAGGUCUGGGAGCUUUAGAAAUGCUUUCUACAUGGCUCAUCAGCGGCUGCUGGACGAGAAGGUCGAUGUGAUCAUCUUGGUUUUCCUGGAGAAGGUCUUGCAAUGCUCCAAAUAUGUCAGGCUGAGAAAGAGACUGUACCGGGACUCUGUUCUGAACUGGCCCUGUAACCUCCACGCCCAGCCCCUGUUCUGGCAGCGCCUGAGAAACGCAUUAGCGACAGACAACCACCCACAAUACAGCAAACUCUUCAGUGACAUCAUAUAACCGUCCGCUUUAGAUCAGCGUGAAGUCGUUAUCUAACAAACCUAAGUGUACCAGGUAACAUUGGUACACCUUUGCUACAUUUACUACCAUCACAGAAGGAUGUGGUGAGACCAUUCCUGAAGUGUUAUGUGCAAUUUUGGCCUCCUUAACCAAGAAAGAAUAAACUUGUCUUGAAGGGAGUGCAAUAAGGGUUCACCAGACUGAUGCCUGAAUUGGCCAGACUGUCCUUGGAGGAGAGAUUGAGUCAACUAGGCCUGUAUUCCAGAAAAAUAAGAGGCUAUUUUAUUGAAGUCUACAACAUUCUAACAGGGUUUGACAGGCUAGAUGAGGGUAAGAUUUUACUCCUGGCUUAGGGUUUGGAUUAAAAGGGUCAUCAUCUCAAGGUAUUUGGGUAAAACGUUUUGGAAUGAGAUGAGGAGUUUCUUCACCCAGAGGGUGGUGAACUUGAAAAACACUCUGCU
Messenger RNA from Pristis pectinata (smalltooth sawfish), 3701 nucleotides. Its product is annotated as toll-like receptor 7. The record is from RefSeq and is a predicted model, not a curated record. Gene Ontology annotation, biological process: toll-like receptor signaling pathway; positive regulation of interleukin-6 production; canonical NF-kappaB signal transduction. NCBI's taxonomy places the organism in Eukaryota, Metazoa, Chordata, Chondrichthyes, Rhinopristiformes, Pristidae. Gene Ontology annotation, molecular function: pattern recognition receptor activity; protein binding. Gene Ontology annotation, cellular component: plasma membrane. The transcript is spliced from 2 exons. The coding region runs from base 1 to 3240 and encodes 1079 amino acids.